Messenger RNA from Brachypodium distachyon (stiff brome), 1958 nucleotides. Its product is annotated as beta-glucuronosyltransferase GlcAT14B. Gene Ontology annotation, cellular component: membrane. The coding region runs from base 110 to 1645 and encodes 511 amino acids. The transcript has 3 exons. The record is from RefSeq and is a predicted model, not a curated record. Gene Ontology annotation, molecular function: glucuronosyltransferase activity. NCBI's taxonomy places the organism in Eukaryota, Viridiplantae, Streptophyta, Magnoliopsida, Poales, Poaceae.
CGAUCUCCCUUCUUCGUGCGCGUGGAUUUGGGGCGCACGUUGUUCCUAGCUGUUGCACGGAACAGAGCAGAAGGGCGCGUACGUGCCACCUGUCCUGUGAUAUGAAUCCAUGGAGCAUGGUGGUGCCAUGGAUGAUGAUGAUGGGAGUAAUGCCUUCACCUUCGUCGUGCUCCCCCUCACCACGACCAUGUACUUCCUGCCCACAUUUAUAAGCACUCGCCCACGCCUCGUCUUUCCCUCCAGACCACACCUCCCUGCAUACCUACCUAGCUCCAAAUCCCAAUCCAUGGAGUCCGCCGCGCCCUCCCCGCUCCGGUGGGUGCUCUCCGUCGCCGCGGGGGGCCUCUUCGCCCUCUUCCUCCUCCUCGCUUCCUCCUCAAUCCCUUUCCCCUCCACUUCCCUCUUCUUCACCCCCACCACCCCUGCCUCCCCCUCUCCCCCGCCCCCGCCGCGCUUCGCGUACCUCAUCUCGGGCUCAGCGGGCGACGCGGCCAUGCUACGGCGGGUCCUCCUGGCCCUCUACCACCCGCGGAACCACUACAUCCUGCACCUGGACGCGCAGGCGCCGGACUCGGACCGCGCGGGGCUCGCCGCCUUCGUGGCGUCCCACCGUGUCCUCGCCGCGGCGCGCAACGUGCGCGUGGUGGAGAAGGCCAACCUCGUCACCUACCGCGGGCCGACCAUGGUGACCACCACGCUGCACGCGGCGGCGGCGUUCCUGUGGGGGGAAGGGCGUGGGAAGGGCGCCGACUGGGACUGGUUCGUCAACCUCUCCGCCUCCGACUACCCGCUCGUCACCCAGGACGAUCUCAUGGACGUGUUCUCGGGCCUGCCCAGGGGGCUCAGCUUCAUCGACCACACCAGCGACAUCGGCUGGAAAGCGUUCGCGAGGGCGAUGCCGAUGAUCGUCGACCCGGGGCUCUACAUGGACAAGAAGGACGAUCUGUUCUGGGUGCCCCAGAAGCGGAGCUUGCCCACCGCCUUCAAACUCUUCACCGGCUCAGCGUGGAUGGUGCUAUCGAAGCCGUUCGUGGAGUACCUGAUCUGGGGGUGGGACAACCUGCCCCGGACGGUGCUCCUGUACUACGCCAACUUCAUCUCCUCCCCGGAGGGCUACUUCCACACGGUGGCCUGCAACGCCGAGGAGUUCCGCAACACCACCGUCAACAGCGACCUGCACUACAUCGCCUGGGACAACCCGCCGAUGCAGCACCCGCACCUGCUCACCCUCGCCGACUGGGACGGCAUGGUCGGCAGCGAGGCCCCCUUCGCGCGCAAGUUCCGCCGCGACGACCCCGUGCUCGACCGGAUCGACGCCGACCUCCUCUCCCGCGCCCCCGGCUCGCUCGCGCCCGGAGGGUGGUGCAGAUCCGCCGCGGCCGCUGGGGAAGGGGAAGGGGAGGGACGGUCAGGGGGUGCCGGGGAGAGUAAUAACCGGACCGGCGGCGGCGAGGAUCCGUGCACUGCUGUCGGGGACGCGGCGCUCCUGCGGCCGGGGCCUGGAGCGGCGAGGCUGCGGCGGCUCGUGUCGUCGCUGCUGUCGGAGGAGAACUUCCGGCCGAAGCAGUGCAAACUAGUAGAGCCUGUUGCCGCUGCGGAUGAUAAAAAGAAAGAUGUAGGACAGAGCUCGGAUGGCGGGGCAUGAGCUGCUAUGCUAAUUGCUAAUGUUCUUCCUGGAUGGCAAUUCAGCGUCACACCUUGAGGCAGUGUAUAGUCGAUUUUAAUUUGUUACCGGGAGUGAGAUUUCUCGGCAUGUAGGUGAUACCUCACGACGGUAAAUGAUGCUAGCUGCCGGGCACUUGGGAUAUACCAACACAUCUACGGGGGAUGAGGAAUGUGCCCAAUUUAUACCAUAUAAUUUUUCCUUUACCAGUAUUCAUACUCCAUUUAUUUAUACCUCUCGUUGUCGAUCUCUGUAUCAUUUUUUAUUUUUUGAGACAGAGCUGUCCAUCUCUUUA